CACACUAGCCAAGCAAAACUGCAACUCACGAAAUUUUGCCACAGAAUUUAUUUGUUUAAUCGUUCUGCGUAAAGAGUAAAAACAACUCAAAUAAAAAAAAAAUGACCGUGACUGCGACACCUCUUCCCGACAAUUUGCGGGUGAAGGCCUUUUCCGACUACAGGAAGAAGCUGCUGGAGCACAAGGAAAUCGAGGGACGGUUGAAAGAAAAACGCGAGGAGAUCAAGGAACUGACUAAGCUGUACGACAAGUCCGAGAACGACUUGAAGGCGCUGCAAAGCGUGGGACAAAUCGUCGGAGAAGUUCUCAAACAACUCACUGAGGACAAGUUCAUUGUGAAGGCCACCAAUGGCCCCCGCUACGUGGUGGGAUGCCGCCGACAGCUGGACAAGGCAAAACUGAAGUCUGGUACACGUGUGGCCCUUGACAUGACCACGCUGACCAUUAUGCGGUACCUCCCUCGCGAAGUUGAUCCCUUGGUAUACAAUAUGUCGCACGAAGACCCUGGCGAUGUUACCUACUCCGCCAUUGGUGGUCUCACCGAGCAGAUUCGCGAGUUGCGCGAAGUCAUCGAGCUGCCGCUUUUGAAUCCCGAGCUAUUCCUGCGCGUCGGUAUCACACCACCCAAGGGUUGUCUUUUGUACGGCCCUCCCGGCACUGGAAAAACACUUCUAGCCCGUGCCGUUGCCUCACAGCUGGAUGCCAACUUCCUAAAGGUCGUGUCCUCGGCCAUUGUCGACAAAUACAUCGGCGAAAGUGCCCGCUUGAUUCGCGAGAUGUUCAACUACGCUCGUGACCACCAGCCCUGCAUCAUAUUCAUGGACGAAAUUGACGCUAUUGGCGGUCGUCGUUUCUCCGAGGGUACUUCUGCUGAUCGCGAGAUCCAGCGCACACUGAUGGAGCUCCUCAACCAGAUGGAUGGCUUUGAUUCACUUGGCCAGGUUAAGAUGAUCAUGGCCACGAAUCGUCCAGACACUCUGGAUCCUGCCCUGCUGCGUCCCGGCCGCUUGGACCGAAAAAUCGAGAUUCCCUUGCCCAAUGAGCAAGCCAGGCUGGAAAUCCUUAAAAUCCACGCUCUCAAGAUUGCCAAGCAUGGUGAAAUCGACUACGAAGCCAUUGUGAAGCUUUCUGACAACUUCAACGGCGCUGAUUUGCGAAACGUUUGCACUGAGGCUGGUCUCUUUGCUAUUCGCGCUGAGCGAGAGUACGUGAUCCAGGAGGACUUCAUGAAGGCUGUGCGCAAGGUGUCGGACAACAAGAAGCUGGAAAGCAAGCUGGACUACAAGCCCGUCUAAGAUCCCCCAUAGAAUUACCCAUCAAACAUUUACACACAUACACAGAUAUAUAUAUUAUGUCCACAGAACAGAGCGCUGUCAUACAUAGUCCGUUGCUUUUCCAUAUGCUAAUUAAAUGCUAUGUAAAGAUAGA
This is a messenger RNA of Drosophila bipectinata, 1428 nucleotides long. It is a transcript of the gene Rpt4, whose product is annotated as Regulatory particle triple-A ATPase 4. Gene Ontology annotation, molecular function: proteasome-activating activity; ATP binding; ATP hydrolysis activity. Gene Ontology annotation, biological process: positive regulation of RNA polymerase II transcription preinitiation complex assembly. Gene Ontology annotation, cellular component: cytosolic proteasome complex; proteasome regulatory particle, base subcomplex. The record is from RefSeq and is a predicted model, not a curated record. Lineage: Eukaryota; Metazoa; Arthropoda; Insecta; Diptera; Drosophilidae.